Molecule: messenger RNA, 3460 nt
Organism: Pygocentrus nattereri (red-bellied piranha)
Lineage: Eukaryota; Metazoa; Chordata; Actinopteri; Characiformes; Serrasalmidae
Exons: 4
Coding region: 58-771 (237 amino acids)
Biological process (GO): adaptive immune response
Cellular component (GO): membrane
Molecular function (GO): signaling receptor activity
Source: RefSeq, a predicted model, not a curated record
CUGUAGAGUCUGUAGCACUGUAGAGUCCUGGCAGACAGAGUGUAAGUGUCAGCAGAGAUGGCGUUUUCUCUCCAGCACGCACUCGCCCUGUUGUUCCUCUGUAACAGCUGCACUUCAGAAAAAUAUGUGUUUUUAUCUGCAAGAGUUGGUGAGACGGUUACUGUCAACUGCACCAAUCCUGACCAGAAUGUGCCGCAGGAUGGAGUGUACAUGUAUCACCAGCUGGACACAGAUGAAAAGAAAGUGACCUACUUGUAUAAAGACGGCACGUUCACCCCCAGAGAACCUUUCAAAAACCGAUUGGAGACAAACAAAAAGCUGGACACCUUUGCUGUGUCCAUCUUAAAUUUGAGCAUAUCGGACACUGGAGUUUAUUGGUGUGUGUUUAAUAAAGAGGACAAGAACUAUGACAGCAAAGAGAAGACUCUGUUGGUGGUAUCAGGAAACGAAAACUGUGCAAAUGAAGAAAAGAAGAAGGAGAACAACACUCUGACUCUGAUCAUCGUCAGUGUUGGAGCAUCUUUUCUUAUGAUGUUUGCCACCAUCAUUCUGCUGUUGAUAAUACCGAAGAUGAAGCGAUGCUGUGAGCAUGGAAACUUUGCACCCCCUCGCCGUGCUAAAGACGGAGUGUAUGAGGAUAUGCGGGGACGCCGUCAUCCUGCAGCACACACACUCAUCAACCCUGCGUACCAGACCAGCACCAUGCAUGCACACAAACCAUUUACUGAAUCCCCGUAUGAACGUGCUGAUCCCACUUUCCGUCCCCAGUGAUGUUUUGUUGAUUAUUUAAGUGAAAAUAAGUUUACACAUCCUCUGCUGAAACUUAGUUAGCACUCAGUUUUAGUGCAGUUUUAGAGUUUAACAUAGUAAAAAAUAUAAAAUACAAAAAUUUUUUCACAGGUCACAUUUUAUGUUAUUUUUCCCCCCAAUAUGUUAUCUUGUGCAUUAAAGUGUGCAGAAGUGUGUUCUCUGUAGAGGAUAUGUAACUUAUUUACCUUAUAAAUUCAACAAAAAUCAUGGAACUGACCAAACUAUUCAUAUCUGUUUUAAGAAAUUUGGACAAUUAAGGAUCUUUUAACCAUAGCUGUCUUAAAAUUACCCCAAAAUCUGAAAUCUUUAAACAUUUUAGCCUCUUUUGGAUAUUGAAUUGCUAAAAAUUUUAAAAAGCUGAUAUAUUCAUUUGAGCAACAGAUGCAUUACACGACCAUGACCCAGAAGGAUAAGCGGCUUAGAAGGUGUGUGUGUGUGCAUUGCACGAUUUGUUGAGAGGGGCUUUUAUUAUGACAUGUUGCAGCCCAAUGGAGAAGCGACUGUAUUGUUAUGGUUAAAUACAUAUUUUUUUAAUUACGUAGAUGUUAAAAAUGUUAAAAACUUCAAACAAAAGCUCAUAGUGCACGCUUCGUAGGUUACACCUAUUUUAUAAUUAACUAAAUAUCUGUUUUUCCUUUAACUUUUCCCAAACUCUGAAUCUGACCCCUAAUCCUGGCCCUAGUUUUAAUCUCAACCCAAAACCCAGUCAUAAUGCUAGUCCUGAAACUGCUGAUACCAUUUGUUAAUAGUUUGAGCCUUUGGUGAUAAUCUAUAGGGGACUAUCUAAAUAAAGCCAGACUCAAAGCUGUCACAUUCUCUACAACACAGAUAAAGACUUCAGUGCUUGAAGAAUGAUGGACAGAAAAACAGCUCUUUCUUUUGCAGUAGCCAUAAAAUACAGUUUCCACCUGUUUUUGAGCUGUUUUUGUGCACUAGUGUCUAUAUAUAUAUAUAUAUAUAUAUAUAUAUAUAUAUAUAUAUAUAUAUAUAUAAGACCCCUCACCCCUCCCCUUUCACCCAUCAUUGCUUGCUAGCGGCUCAACACAGACGCAAAACAUUUGUAACAGUUUCCUUGUUAAUCUAAUAACAAACGAAAAAUGCUUUUUUCAAUACCUCAGUUAAAAAUAUCCAAGCUUAGUUCCAUUCUGUUGGCAGAAAGGCCCCUAGGGCCCCUGCGGAAAGCGGUUAAAGGAACUCAUGCAACUGGAAUGUGUUUUUCCGACAUGAAAAGAUCUUUUACAAACACAAACCCCUUCGUUUAGUUUGAUCAUUCAUUUAACAAGAUGACCUUUAACUACUGAAAGUGGUUAAAAGCACUGCACUUUAGGAGAUUAAAGUUUGAUCUACAUACUAAUCAAUUAAUGUCGUGUGCCGUCCACAAUACCAGGCACACAUGAUAGGGCUGGGCUGUUUGAUCGGUUCCAGAAACAAAAGACUACCCAAAAUGCCCCAAACCCAUUCAAAGAAAAACGCACUGUCCCUUGACGGUCCCGUAGUUCAGUAUCUCCAGUGACUUUUAGUGUUACAAAUAUCAUAUUCUUGUUAUAAGCUAAAACAGAGAAUGGUUGCCAGAGAUGAGGCACAAGCACUGAGAUAUAGAAAAAAACAAAACUGCUGGCAGUGUACAGCAGCACUUAGCUUAGCGACUAACACUGCUACCUUAUAUGCGAAUCAGUAUCAUGUAAUCAUUAGCUAGGCUACAAAGCAUGCAUAUUUAGAGUGUUAGCAUGUCUGCAAACAUCUAUAGGAACGACAUUAUAAGGCUGAAAAUACAGAUUUGUGCAAAUUAUCGCUGUUCCGUACUUUUUCCAGAUAUCGUGUGUGAUGAUAUUACUGACCCCUCGCCAGACAGUAGCAGCAGAGGUAACAAUGUAGCAUCUGUUUAUAACAAAAGUGUUCUAACCCAGGAGCUGUUUUAACUGUGUUAAAAAUCCAUAGCUAGUUUUAUUUUGAAUUUAUCUGCUAUUUCAUAAAUAGUGAACUAACAUUUUCAUAACGCACUUGCAAAUUUGUAACAAUAAAUUGCUAAUUAUUUUUAUAACUUUGCAACUAAUUGUUUCAUUACCUGUUUUUAAACAGCAGCUGUUUUUAAUAACUCACCAUCAAUUGAUAUUUGAGUAGUGAGCAAUAUAUAUAUAUAUGUGUGUGUGUGUGUGUGUAUAAAAUUCAGCCCACUAGCUAAUUGUUUUAAGAAUUGAUGUAAAUUGUCUCAUUAAUAUAGAAAAGAUGAACAUAUUUGAAUUAUAUAAAUUUGCACUUUUAAAUUUUUAAUUAUAUAAAUGCAGCACUUUAUCCCCUUGUUAUGUUAUGUUAUAUAUAUAUAUAUAUAUAUAUAUAUAUAUAUAUUAUUCUUUAUUAUGGGCCUGCAUCCAAAUAUGCUGUGGUUUUUUUCCUCAGAAAUGUUUUGUCAGAUACCUAUAAAUUGUUCUGAUCUGUUAUGAAUUACUUUUCAAUUACUCCCAGUGGUAACACCAAAAUAUUAAAUUCUGACUUAAAAACAAAUGAAUUUUACAGUGUAUGAUAAUAAAUGAGCUCCAAGUUAUUUUUAUAGAAACUUACAUUUUUAUGUAUAGCUUUUGCACUGAUUUAUUCAAUGUUCUGUCUAAAUAAAAGAGUAAAGAAUAAAAAAAACAACAAAAAAGAAAACGCA